Glarea lozoyensis ATCC 20868 is the source of this 897-nucleotide messenger RNA. RefSeq lists its product as uncharacterized. The transcript is spliced from 2 exons. The record is from RefSeq and is a predicted model, not a curated record. NCBI's taxonomy places the organism in Eukaryota, Fungi, Ascomycota, Leotiomycetes, Helotiales, Helotiaceae. The coding region runs from base 1 to 897 and encodes 298 amino acids.
AUGAGGACCACAGCGAACGUUCAGUUUUAUUCAAUCUUUCUUCUUCUUCUCACGACAUUUACGGCAGCAUGGCCUUGGCCACAAUGGUUACCAGAGAUUGAUGCAUUAGUUGUACGACAAGAUGAUAGUUCCUCGGCUGCACCACAAUCAACACCAUCACCUACUGGAUCAGCGACUCGAACAUCAGCACCUAGCUCGAGUGGAAGCGGAUCAGCGAAAGCAUCAGGGUCAACCUCCGCGACAGGUUCGAAUACCGCAUCUAAAGGAUCUGCCACUAAAAGUAGUACUGGUCCUAUCACCAGCGCACCCAAGACAACCGCUCAAACAACCGCAAAUCAUACAUCAUAUGGCGCAGACACACCGGCAGGAGCAGUCGUUAUGCUGACUCCAGCUGUCAUUGCUGGAUCCCAAUUCUACAAGAUCGGAGACAAUAUCACAUUUGCCUGGAAUUAUACGAACCUACUAGCAACCCCCACAGCACUCAAUGUCGUUGCAACGAAUUCGCUCGCCAGCCAAUACUAUACGAUGACCGCGAAUAUGACGAUCGGUGGAAAUGCAACAAAUGCAGUAACCUGGGACACGGCGGCGUAUACUGCUGGCCCAGAUGGACUGCAGAAUCCCCUACUCACUGCACAAUACACUCUCGUUAUUUAUGAUGCCGAUCUGUCUGUUACUGCCACUGCCGAGCCAGGAUACCUUCAAGUUUACAAUCAAUAUCAAUUCGGAAUGUACACACCACAACCCUACAAAGAUCUCGCGGACGGAUACAAAUGUGCUACUUGCAGCGGAGCCUUGGGAGACAUGGAAAGGAGAUUCUUAGGAUUCGUUUUCGGAAUGGGAUUCGCUACCGUGUUAGGUUUCACAUGGUUCGUUGGUGGCACAGGAGUAAUCUGGUAA